Molecule: messenger RNA, 1677 nt
Organism: Arachis duranensis
Lineage: Eukaryota; Viridiplantae; Streptophyta; Magnoliopsida; Fabales; Fabaceae
Exons: 6
Coding region: 1294-1644 (116 amino acids)
Source: RefSeq, a predicted model, not a curated record
CAGCGCAUGAAAAAGAAAAGAAAAGAAAAGAAGAGAAAAGAAAAGAAAGGGAGAGGACAGAGAGUACGAGGAGAAGAAACAAGGGAGCAAAAUACGAAAGAAGAAGGAAAGAGGAAGAGGAAGAAGAGACGGCGCCGGCCAGCCUGAGAGAGCCAUUAUCGCCACCGACAGAGAAGGAGGGAGAUAACGCUGGCCAAGAGAGGGAAGAGAAACAGAGAGACGAAGGGAAGGAGAGAGAAACAGAACGAGGCAGAGAGGACUGCGAGGGAAGAAGGAGAAGAGGGAGCUGACGACGGCGGCGGUGAGAGAGGCGGUCGCCGCAGCUGAAUCGAGAGAGAGAGAGAGAGAUAACGAACCUCAAUGGUGGACGUCGCCUAGAUCAGUGGAAUUAGCUAGAGAGAACAGAAGCAAUGAAGAAGAGAGAACAUUGUGGAUUGAUGAAUCAGAGAAGAAAAUGAGAUCGUGGAUGGAUAGUUACAGUGCAGCAUCAAUGUACAUUUAUACAAGGUGAGAGUGUGUGUAAAACGUGAUAAUCAGGACUGUACAAGUUAGUUAGCAGUUUCAACCAAUUGGAGGUGAGCUGGCACAACUGACUGAGGGCAUAACUACUUUCAGUUACAGGAAGCUUCUAGAGGUGAGUGAAGGGAAUAUUUUGGCUUUUGAGUAUGAUUUUGGUGAUAUAGUCAGAGGGGUGGCCAAGUCUCUGAUGCCAAAGGUCAAGAGGGAUUUUUGGACUGGAUUUAGGGGCUGGAGCUGCUGGUGAAGUGGUGCUGGUUUUAUGGGUUCUUGGUGUGGCUGGUUGACUGGUAUGGGAGUGGUCUGUGUUGUAGUUGGUGUGCACUAUGGUAGUGAGAACAGCUGAGGCAUUUGUAAGAGGAGGUAGAGGUUUACUUUGAGUGGUCAGAUUGGAAAGUGAACUUGAAUUGGCAGAAGAGGGAUUAGGAUGGUUUGAGUUGGUAGAAGAGGGUUUUGGAUUAAAGUGCAGAUUUUGGCAAGAGUUAAGAUUAGCUGAUGUAUGUGUGAGAGGGGCUAAAGGUUUGCUUUGAGUGGUUAUACUAGAAUUGGCAGAGGAGGGGUUAAGGUUGGGAAGCAGAUUUUGAUACUGAUAUAUUCGUAAUUCCAAGUUUGAGAAUUGACUCGGAUCAGAAUAAAUUGCAUGUUCCAAGUACAGAGUCCUCAAAUUCUGCAGCAAAGUUACUACAGUUGCCAGACUUUUUGGGUAGCUCAUGUAUAUUUCCUAAUGAAGGUGGAUGUCUUAGGUCUAACAAGGGUCCAUGGAGUGAUCCUGAUAUAAUGAAGCUUGUACAUAAUGAGGAUGCAAUAUUUGUGAGGCAAACCAGCCAAGCGUCCAAUGGACAACAGAAAUAUUUUCUAUUGCACCCACUGAAGGCAAGUGGACAAUGCAUUGAUAUGUCAAUAGCAGAAUCAGGACAUAAUAUUGAUGGUUACUCCUCUCCCCUUAGACAAAGGAACUGUCCUUAUCCUCAUUUAGCCUCGGUUCAUGAAGAGCAGAGACGCGGCUAUUCUGUUGAACUAGGAUCUUGUCUCUGGCACCACAUCAAUAGAAGACUUGGUCAGGCAAAUGGAAUACACACUUUGGCAUUUUGGUCUAAAUAUGCUGGGACAGUCCACUUUGUUUUAUAAAUAUAUAAUGUAGAUUUACCCUUAGAUCCUUUU